This is a messenger RNA of Raphanus sativus (radish), 1603 nucleotides long. Its product is annotated as UDP-glycosyltransferase TURAN. Gene Ontology annotation, molecular function: mannosyltransferase activity. The record is from RefSeq and is a predicted model, not a curated record. Gene Ontology annotation, cellular component: endoplasmic reticulum. Lineage: Eukaryota; Viridiplantae; Streptophyta; Magnoliopsida; Brassicales; Brassicaceae. The coding region runs from base 60 to 1442 and encodes 460 amino acids. The transcript has 16 exons.
UUACUCAUCGGAAAAAAAGUUUCUGCCCGGCGAGCAUCAUAGACGAAGACACCGAAACGAUGGGGAAGAGAGGAAGAGCUUGUGUAGUAGUGCUUGGUGAUCUUGGUCGAAGUCCUCGUAUGCAAUAUCACGCCCUCUCUCUUGCUCGUCAGGCAUCACUUCAAGUGGACAUUGUUGCUUCCGGAGGUUCAAUACCUCAUGAAGCUGUUUUGAACCACCCAUCAAUCCACAUCCAUACCAUGGCGCAGCCUAGAUUCAUUAACCUCUUGCCAAAGAUACUGUAUCCCGUAACUCUCUUGCUCAAGGCAUUUAUUCAGUUUACAAUGCUUCUCUGGUUCCUUUUCGUUAAAGUGCCAGCACCCGACGUUUUCUUGGUUCAGAAUCCACCUUCCGUUCCAACGCUAAUUGCUGUCAAGUGGGCGAGUUCAUGGAGGCGUGCGGCUUUUGUUGUAGAUUGGCAUAAUUUUGGAUAUACAUUGUUGGCAUUGUCUUUAGGAAGAAACAAUGUCUUUGUAUCCUUAUACCGCUGGUUUGAGAGGCGUUACGGAGAGAUGGCGACAGGUUCGCUCUGUGUGACUAAAGCAAUGCAACAUGAAUUGGAACAGAACUGGGGAGUGAGUGCCAGAGUUUUAUAUGAUCAACCUCCUGAGUUUUUCCGCCACACUUUGCUUGAAGAAAGGCAUGAGUUGUUUUGCCGAGUGAAGAAAGAUCUCUGUCAUCCAAUUGGUGUCUAUGAUAUCAUUAGUAGAGAGUUGGAGAAUCAAGAGCUUAAUGAAACCCUUUUUACAACCAAAGUAAAUGAUGAAACCUCGCUGAAGCAAAACAGACCAGCUCUUGUAGUGAGCAGUACAAGCUGGACCCCUGAUGAAAAUUUUGGUAUCUUAUUAGAAGCCGCAGUAAUGUAUGACCGGCGUGUUGCUGCAAGAUCAGAAGGAACUGAUACAGCUGAGCAACACCUUUAUCCCAAUUUGUUGUUCAUCAUUACAGGUAAAGGACCUGAGAAGGAGAUGUACGAGGAGAAAAUCAAAAGAUUAAACCUCAAACAUGUGGCAUUUCGUACAAUGUGGCUCUUAGCUGAAGAUUACCCGUUGCUUUUAGGCUCUGCAGAUCUCGGUGUUUGCUUACACACUUCCUCAUCGGGUUUAGACCUUCCCAUGAAGGUUGUUGAUAUGUUUGGAUGUGGCCUACCAGUUUGCUCAGUUUCCUACUCAUGCAUUCAAGAACUCGUUAAGGAUGGGCAGAACGGACUCUUGUUUUCAUCUUCGUCAGAAUUAGCAGAUCAGUUACUGAUCCUCUUCAAGGGUUUUCCUGGGAACUGCGAUGCCCUAAUGUCACUUAAAGCGGGUGCAAUGGAGACUGGUUCUUCGGGUCGAUGGGCUACAGAGUGGGAAGAUUGUGCAAAACCUUUGAUUACUCAGGUCGUAUCUCAAAAUGCGGAUUGAAGAGAGAAUUCAAAACUGGUGUGCUUGAGGGUUCUUCACAACUUAUUAUGAGAGAGAACUCAAAAAUUGGUGUGGUUGAGGGUUCUUCACAAAUUAUAUAGAAUCAAAUUUUUGUUAACACAAUCAUAUAGAUCACAAGAGUUUGUCCCUGACUCCAAAAA